GUUCAAAGUACUAUGAAUUGCAUGAUUAUUAAACCUCAUGAUAAUAAUAAACAAUUAAAACUACAACAAUUAUUAAUGGAAUGGAUUAUUUUCGACAAUCAAUCAUUAAAUAUACUUAAAUCUGAUUCCUUUAAAACAUUUAUUAAUUCACUUGACCCUGCCUUUUCUAUUCCCGAUGUUAAAUUUAUAAAACAAUUGAUUCAUAAAUCUUAUAAUCAUACACUUCCUCUCAUUAUCAAACACAUUGAAGAGAAUGCAUUAUCAGUUAGUUUAACCAUUGAUAUGUGGACUGGUCAUAAUAGAUUAGGAUUUCUUGGUGUAACUUGUAGUUAUUUAGAUGAAAAUUUUAAAAUGCAUGAACAAGUACUUGCUGUUGAUUAUGUAAGAUACCCACAUACUGCAAAUCAUAUUAGUGAUACAUUAUUAGCAAUAUUAGAUGAGUGGGGUGAUUUAUCAGAAACCUCCAAUUAUUUUAUUCAAUGUAUAGGAGAUGUUCCAACUCGUUGGAAUUCCAGUUAUCUUGCUUGGACAAGACUCAUAAAAAUCAAAGAAUUUAUUUCAUUGUUAGCAAAGUGGGAGCUUUUGAAGGAAUUAGUUAAAAUCUUAAAACCAUUUGAAGAAGCAACUACAUACCUUGGUGGAAGUUCUUACAUUACAUUCAAAGAAUUAGAUGAUGUUUUUAAUGAUGAAUUUAUUGAAGAAAUAGAAGAUGCUGAACAAAAUGAUUUUAAUCUAAACCAGCCAAUGCACACUGAAGGUAUACUGGGUUUAACUAAUAGGGUUUUAUAUAAUGCAAUGAAUUUUUACUGGAACUUUGAAAAUAAAGAGUAUAUGAUUGCUGUUAUGUUAGACCCACGUACAAAACAAUUGACUUUUAUUAGAGAACAGAAUAUAAAAGAUGAUUAUAAAUUGAAUUUACAAUUGAAAUAUAAUCAGAUAUCAGCUCAACAAUCAACAAUCACCAAUAUUUCAUCAACAAAU
Entrophospora sp. SA101 is the source of this 981-nucleotide messenger RNA. Lineage: Eukaryota; Fungi; Glomeromycota; Glomeromycetes; Entrophosporales; Entrophosporaceae. The record is from the annotation of a GenBank genome assembly.